This is a messenger RNA of Staurois parvus, 322 nucleotides long. The record is from the annotation of a GenBank genome assembly. NCBI's taxonomy places the organism in Eukaryota, Metazoa, Chordata, Amphibia, Anura, Ranidae.
CAGGGGCGGACUGACAACUCAUGGGGCCCCCGGGCAAUAGGGGAUUAUGGGGCCCCUGAGUCCUUGCCCAAACUCAAAAAAGCUUAUGAAAAAGGUACCAGGGGCAUCUCAUGGGGCCCCCUACUGACCCUGGGCCCUCGGGCAGUGCCCGAGAGCCGGAAUGGUCAGUCCACCCCUGAACACAACUAUUGUAAUGGCUAAUAUGGAGAGCGGGGACAUGGAGCAAGAAUUGCAGCAGAGAAAGAGGCAAAUAAACAUCAAGAAUGGUUUUGAUUUUUAUCUUAAAAUAGUUAUAAAGCCUAAAUGUUUUUUAACCAAUGCA